This is a messenger RNA of Oryza sativa Japonica Group (Japanese rice), 2447 nucleotides long. Its product is annotated as TOM1-like protein 6. NCBI's taxonomy places the organism in Eukaryota, Viridiplantae, Streptophyta, Magnoliopsida, Poales, Poaceae. The record is from RefSeq and is a predicted model, not a curated record. Gene Ontology annotation, biological process: protein transport to vacuole involved in ubiquitin-dependent protein catabolic process via the multivesicular body sorting pathway. Gene Ontology annotation, molecular function: ubiquitin binding; phosphatidylinositol binding.
CUCCCCCCUACCGUCUAAACAUGGCCCGCCGCCAGGUGGGCCCCGGCCCCACCCGUCAUCCACCUGAUUGCCAAUAAUCCGAUGUGCAUUAAACGCACCAGAACCGAACGAACCAAUCCCGUCUCCUCCUCGCUUUGCUCCUCGCGAUUCCGGAGUCCACCUGCCCUCCUCGUAAAAGGAAGGCGAAAAAUCGAAGAAUUUCUCGAGCUCCGUAUCGCGUACGACACCCGAGCCGAACCCCCCAACCCGAGGCGGCGGCGGCUGCGGCGGCGGAGGCGAGCGGGAUGUACCCGGUGGUGACGGGGCCGCCGCCGGCGAGGCUGCCGGCGUCGACGCGGGUGGACAAGGCGACGAGCCACCUGCUGCAGGGCCCCGACUGGGCCAUCAACCUCGAGAUAUGCGACACCCUCAACGCCGACCGCUGGCAAACAAAGGAUGUGGUAAAAGCUGUGAAGAAGCGGUUGCAACAUAAAGAUCCAAGAGUUCAGUUUUUCACUUUGACGUUGUUGGAGACAAUGAUGAAGAACUGUGGUGAAUAUGUCCAUUUUGAAGUUGUUGAACAACAUAUUUUGCAAGAAAUGGUUAGAAUUGUCCAGAAGAAGCAUGAUACUCAAGUGAGGGAUAAAGUAUUGAUACUUCUGGACUCAUGGCAAGAAGCAUUUGGUGGACCUGGAGGCAAAUAUCCACAGUAUUACUGGUCAUACAUUGAACUUAAGAGGUCAGGAAUAAUGUUUCCCAGGCGCCCUGUAGAUGCUCCUCCAAUAUUUACUCCCCCUGCAACACAUCAUACUCAGUCUUAUGGUUCACCUACAUAUCCUGCUGGAAGUCUAAAUGAGAGAAUGACAUCCGAUGUUGAAACUCUGAGUUUAGGGGACUUAAAUAAUAUUAGAGAUACAACAGAACUUCUGUGUGAUAUGGUGAAUGCUUUGAAUCCUUCUGAUCGCAUGGCUGUUAAAGAUGAAAUUAUUUCAGAGCUUGUCACCCAAUGCCGAUCAAAUCAACAAAAGCUCAUGCGAUUUGUCAGUUCCACAGGAAAUGAGGAGCUACUGAAGCAAGGCCUAGAAAUCAAUGAUCACUUACAGAGCGUACUUGCAAAACAUGAUGCCAUUGCUUCUGGAGCUCCUUUGCCGGUCGAAACACCAAGGAAAGACGAGAUACCCAGAGAAGAUCCAAAAAUAAAGCCAUCUGCACCUCCGAUUGCACCUCCAUCCGCACCUCCAGUUGAAGAGGAUGAAGAUGACGAGUUCGCUCAGAUAGCAAGAAGAAAAAACAAAUCUGUGAUAAGUAGUGAUGAGGCAUCAUCCAGUGCUGGUGAUCAGGCCCUUGUACCCGUUGACCCAGUAACUUCUGAAGCCUCAUCUUCUGUUGCAAGCAAUGCAGUGGUGCCUGUUGACUCGUCUCCUGCCAGUGGUACUCGGACAAGAGAGCAGGACAUGAUCGACCUUCUAAGCCUCACCCUGUACAGCCCCCCUGAAGCAUCUACAGAUUCUUCUUCACAGACCCAAAAUGGCACGCAGCAGUCUGUCACGUCAAAUGGGCCAGAAUUACCACCAAACUAUCAGCCUGCUGCAUCAAAUGGAUCACAUUACUCUUCUAACCAGCAGGCAUAUCCAACGAAUCAAGCUUACACCCCAUACAACAAUUAUGUUGUACCUUGGGCCCAAGCUGGACAGGGCACACAGGCUGGAGGAGCAUAUCAAACUCAGCCCAUGCAACAAUAUGGAUCUAGCUACCCAGCACCACCAUGGGCGAUGCCAGCAAGUGUCAACUCAACCAAUCCUUUUCAGCCUGCAACAUACCAGAUGCAGAACCCUCCUGUUGCUUCUGUUGCCCCCACAAAUACCUAUCCAGCUCCUUCAUCGCCGUAUGCUGCUCCGCCAAGGCAACAAGUGCCAUCUCCUGCAACCAAACCGAUGCAACAGUACAACUCCUUUGUUUCUCAAACAAGAAGUGGUCCGGCAAUGGCUCAAGAUGUUAGAAUGAAUGGUAAUCCACGGCCAUCAGAAACUACAGCGGCUGCGGCCAAACCAUACUACAUGCCAGACAAUUUGUUUGGUGAUUUGAUUGAUGUGAAGAGUUAUGGUGGAGGCAAGAUGAGUAGAACGGCGAGCAUGCCUAGUCCAAAUGGCAGUGGCCAACCUUUGCUGGGUGGGAAGAAAUAGUUCUAGAGUUCCAAGCUAGCUACUACGGUUGUUCCACACGUGUCUAUAUUUGCUGUUGUAUAUCUGUUAAGGUUUCGCGUUGGUUACAUUUGUUAAUUUCGUGGUUGCCGCUUGUAUUUUAAAAGAGUAGAGCAUCAUUGCUUGUAAAUGAUCGAUGACAUUCAUCCGAGGGUGGCUUCUUGCUCGUUUAACUUCACCGCUUUGGUUUGUGAAGUAUGUGUAUAUAAUAUUCAGCUGAUGUGCAGACAUUCUCUCAUAUAUUGCCAAGCUGAAACAACUUUUGCA